Molecule: messenger RNA, 2169 nt
Organism: Scylla paramamosain (green mud crab)
Lineage: Eukaryota; Metazoa; Arthropoda; Malacostraca; Decapoda; Portunidae
Product: rhodopsin-like
Exons: 7
Coding region: 582-1769 (395 amino acids)
Biological process (GO): visual perception; phototransduction; G protein-coupled receptor signaling pathway
Cellular component (GO): photoreceptor outer segment; plasma membrane
Molecular function (GO): G protein-coupled photoreceptor activity
Source: RefSeq, a predicted model, not a curated record
CUCUCUCUCUCUCUCUCUCUCUCUCUCUCUCUCUCUCUCUCUCUCUCUCUCUCUCUCUCAUUAAUGUUUUAAAAUAGCAAAAUAAAUGAUAACAGUAAAAAAAUAUUAUUACUAUUAUUAUUAUUAUGAUUAUUUGUGUGUUCAAUAAAUAUUUCAACUAUUAUUAAUGUUUUUUAUUAUUAUUAUUAAUAUUAUUCAUGUAGUAAAAGUCAGUGUUGCCAGAUCGCGGUCAUCUAAUUACGGGGUGCCAGGGAGCCGCGGGUAUAUAAGGAACCCCCAAGUCACUGCCAGCCUCAGUAGCGCCGCGGUCAGCGAAGGGGAAGGAGGGUUUACGUUGCGUCUUCCUCUGAAUCUUGCUUUUUUUUCUCCUUUCUUAACUAUAUCUCUAUUGUUGUCUGUGAAUGUUAAGUAAUUAAGUGACUAUUUAAGUGAAUUACUAUUGUUACUUGUUUUUUUGAGUGGUUUGUGGGUGUAUUUGAGAAUAUUUUUGGGUUAAGUUGAAAAUUUGACUUAAAAUUCACGAGUUUAAAUAAUAAUAAUAAUAAUAAUAAUAAUAAUAAUAAUAAUAAUAAAUAAUAAUAAUGGAAAAUAUUAUCACUACAACCACCACCACUACCCUCCUCUCCUCCUCUUCCUCUUCCUCCUCCUCCUCCUCCUCCUCCUCCUCGCUGACCUCCACGGGGUACAACAUAUCUGCUGCUGUCUUGUUUAUAAUCGCCAUAUUAGGAUUUGUAAACAACAUGGCGGUCUUCUGCGUGAUUGGCCGGAACAGAAAUCUACGGACUCCUCUCAACUUCCUACUAGUGAAUUUGGGCGCAUCGGACAUCGGAAUUAGUAUCGUUGGAGCUCCCGUUUCUAUGUGCGCGGCUCUGAUGGGCGGGUGGACCUUCUCUGACAGCGUGUGUGUCACCUACGCCUUCCUUAUGUCCUUAUUUGGCAUCACCUCCAUCACCACCCUGAUGGUGUUGUCGGUGGAGAGGUGGUUCAUCAUCACCAGACCACUACAAGCUAAAAGAUUUACGAGAAAAAGGGCGUAUUUCACCAUCUUGGGUACCUGGGUCUACUCAACGGUUGUCACAGCUCCACCAUUACUCGGCUGGGGUCACUACGGCAUUGAAGGACCAGCUAUAAGUUGCUCAGUUGACUGGGAAGCGAAAAAUACAUUGAAUUCUACUUAUAUAAUAUUCCUAUUCACGUUUGGUUUGGGAAUUCCUCUACUUAUAAUGGCAAUAUCUUAUUUAAUGAUACUUAUAAAACUUAGACAGCAUACCACCACCACCACCACCACCACCACCACGACCUCCCGAGCUGAGAGACGAGUAGCGGUAAUGGUACUCGUAAUGGUGGUAACGUUUCUAUGCGCGUGGCUUCCCUAUGCUGUCAUGGCGCUGGUUGUGGUAGUCGAUGGUGUUGACAGCAUCAGACCUGUUGCCUCCGUUUUCCCCGCCAUCUUUGCUAAAACAUCCUGUGUCUAUAAUCCGGUUAUAUACGUUGGUUUAAAUACACAGUUCAGGACAGCGUGGCUACAGCUUAUCCGUUGCAGGCAGACAGACAGACAAACGUACGUACAUACAACUGAGAGAAUUAGUAUUAGUAAUUAUUCCGAACAACAACAACAACAACAACAACAACAACAACAACAACAACAACAACAACAAGAAAUAUUCCUCGAUUCUAAAGGAAAGAACCACCUCGCAGUCCCAUUGAGAGAAUUUAAAGCUAGUUCACUUUCUUCCUCUGAGUAUACGAGUGUGAGCGACAUGUUGUAGAGAGAGAGAGAGAGAGAGAGAGAGAGAGAGAGAGAGAGAGAGAGAGAGAGAGAGAGAGAGAGAGAGAAAGAAAGACAGAAAGAGAGAGAAAGAGAGAGAGAGAGAGAGAGAGAGAGAGAGAGAGAGAGAGAGAGAGAGAGAGAGAGAGAGAGAGAGAGAGAGAGAGAGAGAGAGAGAGAGAGAGAGAGAGAGAGAGAGAGAGAGAGAGGAUUAUGACGAAAGCAAGGAUUAGAAAAAGGGAGAGGAGGAAGAAGAAGAAGAAGAAGAAGAAGAAGAAGAAGAAGAAGAAGAAGAAGAAGAAGAAGAAGAAGAAGAAGAAGAGGAAGAAGAUUAUAUAUAUACUACUACUACUACUACUACUACUACUACUACUACUAUUACGACUAUAAUAUUGUAAGAG